AUGAACAAAACUGGGACUUCGGGUACAUCUACUUCUCCACCACAAAGCACUUGGACUCCAAGACAUUUGAAUCGACCUGAGGCCUACAAUCAAAGCGUUGCCGCUUAUAACCAAAUAAGUCCUCCCUCUCGAAGUCCUUCGGGACCCACUUAUACACAAUUGAACUCUGCUCCGAAACCCACACUCACAACAGAUGAACAAAACUGGGACUUCGGGUACAUCUACUUCUCCACCACAAAGCACUUGGACUCCAAGACAUUUGAAUCGAGAAUGUGGGGUCAGUGGCAUAAUAACGCCGGGCCUGAAGCGCCCACAACAUCGGCCUCUGUUGUUAGCCAUCCCUCCACUCACGGCAAUGCUUCGGCUGGAAAUCAUGGCACAGGAGGCCCACAUCAACCACAAGAGUUGUCAGAUAUGCUUCAAAUGUUGGGACAGUCAGAGCCGACUUCAUUUGAGGAGUUAUCGAUGUUUAACACAUUCACCGAAUGAACGAUUGAUUACUUUAUGCAAUAAAUUUCCGAAUUCUUUGAAUUCACUGCUAAUACGAAAAAACUUCAUUAUAUCUUAUGAACU
Messenger RNA from Oppiella nova, 573 nucleotides. NCBI's taxonomy places the organism in Eukaryota, Metazoa, Arthropoda, Arachnida, Sarcoptiformes, Oppiidae. The record is from the annotation of a GenBank genome assembly.